CUCUCUCUCUCUCUCUCUCUUCAUUAAUCUUUCAGUGUUGAGGACACAGAAUGAUGCAUGAUGAACAUUAAUUCUUCAUCACCAUCACCACUGUUAGUCGCCACCACAUCUUGUCCUCUUCCCUUCCACUCCUCCCCACAUUUAAGCUUGUGCUCACCUCUCUCUCUCUCUCUCUCUGUCUCCCUCGCCACCACCUCCGUUUCUCUUCAAAAACCUUUUGGCCUCGCCAAUUCUUUCGUAAAAAUCCAACCUUGGCUCUUUUGUCGAACUUUUCGGUCUGGUAGUACCACUUGGGGAUGGAAAAAGAGGGAGUUUGGGGCCUAAACUGGCAGUCCGCCGACGCCCUGGUGCCGCCGGAGUUGAAUUCCGGCUCCUCAGCCUCCGGCCAGUUGCCGCAGUGCCUCCUCGAUCUCAAAUGGAGGCAGCCGAUGACCCACGAAGCUGACUUCCAGUCGGCGCUCAGGUCGCUCGUCUCGUCGCCGUCCACUCACCCGGCGGAGCUCAUCGGCCGGCUGGGGGUCGUCUGUAACUCCGGCGAGAUGUCCCCCAGUCCUCGACGCCGCAGCACCCGUCUGAAUUCCCCUCCAAAACUCGAUCUUUCCGUGAUGGAUCGCUCGCACCAGGGGAGAGGCGGCCUCCCGAUGCCGGCGAAUCCAUUGUCUGGAGCCCAUCUCUUCACGUCCUCCGCCUCCCGCAGCGGAGGAAGGAGCUCCGCGGGUUUCCCGGUCCAAUUCGGCCUCCCGGAGACUCCUGGAAACCUUUCAAGGGUCUCGAGCAGCAAAUCCCUAAUGGUAGGUGCAGCAUCUCGCACGACAGCUCCGGAGACCGGCGACGAGGUCGCGAUGCUGAGCCCUGCCCAAAUGGAGAUGGAGCUGAUGUCUAAAAUCUGCGGAUCUCUGACGCCGGAGGAUUCCGAGCUCGGCAAUGGCCAGGACGAGUCGUCGGUCUCCGACCGGGUGACGGCCGAGGCAUCAUCCUUGAGGAACGUCGUCGACAGCAACGCAAGGAAGAGGAAGGCCGCUGCAAAGGGGAAGGGAAAGGUGCCACCUGUAUCCUCUUCUUCCACCGAUCCCCCUUACAUGACAGAGCUGGAGAACUCCGAUGCCAAGCGUCACAAAGCAGCUGAAUCGAAUGGCAAGAACAGUGACGCCAAGCCACCGGAGCCUCUCAAGGACUACAUCCACGUGCGGGCGAGAAGAGGACAAGCCACUGAUGCUCACAGCCUCGCGGAGAGGGUUAGGAGAGAAAAGAUCAGCAAGAGGAUGAAGUUCCUGCAAGAUCUCGUGCCAGGUUGCAACAAGGUGACCGGCAAAGCCGUCAUGCUGGAUGAGAUCAUAAACUAUGUGCAGUCGCUGCAGCGGCAAGUCGAGUUCUUGUCGAUGAAGCUGGCGACUAUGAAUCCCCAGCUGGACAACAUGGAACUCCUCAUUCCAAAACUUAUGUAUCAAGCGCAUGGAACGACGAUGCCGCAGCCGCUUUAUCCAGUGGAGACGACGAGCUUAUCGUUCUCGUAUGCUCAUCGGCCUCAGGCAGCUUCUGGACUCGAAGCACAGUUCUCCAUGGAUGCAUUGGAAUCCUCCUUGAGCCAGCCUCAGAAUCUGCAACCGGCUCCUCUGGAUGUCGGGGAUUAUUGGGAGGAUGACCUGCACAGUGUUGCUCAGCUCGGCCUUGGACAGAACCAGGAGGCUGCAAUCUCCUCCCAGGGUUUCCACAGCCAAAUAAUGCAUGCAAAUCACAUGAAAAUUGAGCUCUGAUUGCUUGAUUUCCGGACAAAAGAGAAGGCCUCUCUGUCUGUAUAUAGGUGAGAUAUUGCUUGGGAGCACAAUCAUGAAAUUUCAUCUGAUGACCAAUUUGUUCUGAGCACAUAAUUUAUGUGAAGACUUCUCCUUGAAGCACAAGCAAAAGACUGAAACAGGUGAAAGUGGGUGGAGGAAUUUAGUAUGAUGAUGAUGUAAUUUUGUACUAUCAUGAGUUGAGAGCUGUUGAUUGUGGAUUCAUGAAGGAGCUCCCAUGCUUGUUUUUGCUGCAA
Molecule: messenger RNA, 2029 nt
Organism: Musa acuminata AAA Group (dessert banana)
Lineage: Eukaryota; Viridiplantae; Streptophyta; Magnoliopsida; Zingiberales; Musaceae
Product: transcription factor bHLH62-like
Exons: 8
Coding region: 297-1754 (485 amino acids)
Biological process (GO): regulation of DNA-templated transcription
Cellular component (GO): nucleus
Molecular function (GO): protein dimerization activity; DNA-binding transcription factor activity
Source: RefSeq, a predicted model, not a curated record